This is a messenger RNA of Hydractinia symbiolongicarpus, 1451 nucleotides long. RefSeq names its product armadillo repeat-containing protein 7-like. NCBI's taxonomy places the organism in Eukaryota, Metazoa, Cnidaria, Hydrozoa, Anthoathecata, Hydractiniidae. The transcript has 7 exons. The record is from RefSeq and is a predicted model, not a curated record. The coding region runs from base 777 to 1307 and encodes 176 amino acids.
CCUAGAUUAGAUGCUCAGAGGACAUUUUUAACUUCAAUUACUCAGUCUACACAUCUGUCAAAGGAAAACUCAUGGAGCUGUCAGACUGUAGAGCAUUGGACAAUUAAUGCCAUUUGGCUUUUUCGAAAAACGGCUAAAAAAUAGCUUUUGCAAAGAUAAAAUGUCCAUGAUUGUAGUGACAUAACAUCAGGCUGCUAUUUGUGUUUAACUCAGAUCGAUAGUUCUUCACAUGUUCGACGACUCUUUAUGUAGAAAGAAUUGUAACUUAGGAUGGAUGUAAAUUGAGUUGCCGCAUGGUACAAUAUUUAAAGGACUUAGAGAUAAACAACAUAAUGUUGUGUGGUAAAAAAAAUAAUUAUUUGUAGCCAUUUUAUUUGAACAAAGACAGGAUUUCUGGUGUGUCAAGAAUGUCAGAAAAGUCUAAAAUUACCAGAAAUAUCAGCAAUUCCUGUGGUAUGUCAGGGAAACUGUUCUCUUUGCAGGGCAACUUAAGGUUCCAAUAAUUAUGUACUUCCAGUAGCUUUCAGGUCCAAUUAUAGCUCGAAAAACAAAUGAGGAAAUACAGGCUAAAAAUGUCAGGAAAUAAUGAGUAGAUAUUGAGUGGGCACGCUGGACUGGCAUUUUUUGUUUGUAUUGCCUUGACUUCUUGUUUUCUUGUUUUACUUGCCUUCUUAUUUUGAAUAUUUUGAAUACUUUAUUAACUAGCGUACUAUUUUUUAAGUUGAAAAAAGUAAAUUUUGAACUAUUGAAAAUGAAAGUUGAAAAGUGUAAGCAUAAUGUUUUCAACAAAAGAGUACGUGAAUGAAAAAGGAGAUAAGAGUGGAAGAGGAAGAUUUGAAUAUUUGCAAGCUCUUGUCACCGAAUUCCAAGACACUCACAAAGAAGAAUCAAAAAGGCAGAUUUUGGGGAACUUAGCAAAUUUCGCCUAUGAUCCAAUGAACUAUGAGUAUCUAAGAAAACUCAAUGUUAUUGAUUUAUUUAUUGAUAUGACAAGUGAGAAGGAUGACCAAUUUGUAGAAUUUGGAAUUUCUGGCUUGUGUAAUCUCUGUCUUGAUAAAGAAAACAAGGAGUAUAUUUUGCAGAAUGAUGGAGUGAAUGCUGCUGUUGCUUGUUUAUCUAGUUCUAAUGAAGAAACUGUUUUAAAUGCAAUAACCACAUUGAUGUUCUUGGUGACGCCAGAAAGUAAAAAAGAGAUAGCUUCUGAAGAAAUUACAGAUUGUAUGAAGCAGUUAGCAGAGUCUUCCAAUCAACGUUUGAAAAAUUUAGCAGUUAUAUUUUUAGAGGACUAUUGUUUCCUCAAGGAUUGAGAAACUACGAAGAAAAGAUAAUGUAAUGUUGCUACCAAUAUCCUGUCACUUUCUUAUUGAUCUUUGCGACAUACUUCAAGAGAUGGGCUUUACCUGUUUGUCAUUUUGUCAUUCGUUUAUUUUAUUAAAAUUGCAGUAUGUUUG